Molecule: messenger RNA, 1218 nt
Organism: Stylophora pistillata
Lineage: Eukaryota; Metazoa; Cnidaria; Anthozoa; Scleractinia; Pocilloporidae
Product: retinoschisin-like
Source: RefSeq, a predicted model, not a curated record
UGGACCGUAGGGGAAGUUAAUAAAUAAACGCCUCUGCCUGCAGGGUACAGCCAAGGAAAUUCUAAAGCACGAAUUAUAGCAGUUACUCUUCAGGUUUCAGCGAACAAGCACCAUUUUGAUAACUAUAAGAUAGAGGUAAGUCUAAACAAGCCUGAACAAAGGUGUUUUAAAGCAGCAUAUGCUUACAGAAAUGAGGAAUACCUAAGUUCUGCGUCAGAAAUGAAUUCAUGCUUGAGUGAAGUGAGUCGUGAUAAUCUCUUAGUGAAAAGUCAAAAUGUAGGAUCAUAUUUGCCUGACAUUAAUGUUAUCUUCUGAACAGUUUUCCUACACUUUUAAAAACACACAUAGUAAGUUAAGCAACUCGGGCGUAAAAGCUCAUGCAAAAGGAGAACAAGAAAGAAUCGAUCGCUCGAAUAAAAGGAGCAGGUGUUUUAACUUUGUGGCAAUUUCAGUAAUUUUUAUGAAAAUGUUUUUACUCAGUUCAUGUGCCUCUACUUUCACUUUUAAAUUGUGAUUAAAAUUUCAGAUUACAUUGUCUCAUUUUGGGAAUUAAAGUAAUCCUUGAAUUUUUUUUUCUUGACUGCACUGAGACUGAGCCAAAAUAAACAGCUCUCUUGUGACGCUAACCAGCUUGAAAUGGAAAUAUGGUCUACCUGCCUUUGCCACUGCAUAAUCCCAUUGUUCAUAGUUGCUGGAUUCAUUAUUCCAUUCAUCACGGGCUCUUGCGUUAGCGGCAAAUGUCUCGUUUCAUUUCACUUCACUAUUGGAAGGAAUGCGGUGGAUGGCCACGCCCUGCUUGGUCACGUGUUUGCAAAUGUCUCAGUGACAGAAGUGAUGGACUGUCACAGAGCAUGUCAAUCAAACUGCCGUUGUCUCUCGUUCAAUUUCCUGACACACUCCAGCCAGGACAACUGUCAGCUGAAUGAAGAAAACCGACAUCUAAAACCUGGUGCUUUGACUCCAAUGGAAGGCUUUCAGUACUACGAUCUGGGUAUCAUCUACAAUUCUGAGGCCUGUAGCCAGUGUUAUAACAGAUGUUGCAGGGUUCAGCCAUGUCUCAAUGGAGGAAUAUGUCAGGAAAAUUGUGACGUGACUGGAAGGCGAUUCUUGUGUCAUUGUCCNGAAGUUUUAUGGCAGUUGUUUAGUCUCGUCAUCGUACUUUCAAACAAGCGUCCCCGUGUCUCCGUAGUCUGCGACUUUACCAUUCCUAAUGAAUGA